AAGUAGUUCGUGCAGGUAACAGGUGUGUGUUGAAGUGCUGCUAACGGUUUUGGGUUAAAAGUUGUGGCCGAGGUCCUGAAACUGUCAGUUUUGAAAGUUUUGUUUUAUUAAAAGUGUGUUGAUUAUAUGAACAUAGAAACAAUUGCCUAAGAUAUAUAAUUCUUCAGUGCGUUUUUAAGUGGUAAUUUAAAAACUUGCAUUGUAAAGGAGUUAAAUCUGGAUGAUAUAGACAGAACUGGAAAUUUGGACGCCAAACGGACAGAGGAGAGUCUGUGUGAUGCGGAGGUCAGCCCGUGUCCCGUUAGAGGACCCACGGCCUCGGCCCGCUCCUUGACCAUUAGCGAACACAGGCAGAAGGAUGGCCCCACCCAUCCCUGUGACGGAGGACACUCCGCCGGACAUGUUGGCUGGUUCCACGGACCUCUCGGUCGUGCUACCCUCCGGCCACUCACUCAAGAUGAGCGUGGAACGCAGCACACCGAUGAUGGACCUGCUAGUACAGGUGACCACAGCCAACAAGAUGUCCCCGGCAGGAUACAUUAUCCAACCGCUCAAUGAGCAAGGACCUCUGCCUUACAAGCCUUCUACACCCAUCGGUGCCUUAGAUGCAUGGACAAUUAAUGUAGUGCCUAAACAAAAUGUACAUUGUACAUCUGUUAAGAAGCCUCUAAAAAUGUUGAAUCAACCUUUUGAGCAGACAUUUCGCCUGCAGGUUCAUUUGCCUCGCAACCAGUUGUAUGUAGCCCGAGUCAGUCCUAGGACAAGGCUAGCUGACAUUCUGCUACAAGUAUGCUCUGAGAAAAACCUUGAUCCAAUAAAGUAUUCUCUAAGACAUCCCAGUAAUUUGGACCAAGUUCUUGCGUUGUCCUGUACUCUUGGAGAUUACAAACUUCAAGAGGUAACUCUAGUCUGUAACCGAAGUCAUCCUGUGGAAGUGUCAAGUGUUGACAUAAUGUCACUGCAGAGGGACGCUACCAACCCAGCUUACAGGAGUACCCUGUGCGAGGGCAGUGUGAGCAGUGGCAGCCUGGAGGGCCGGAGUCUGUCCCCUGUUCCUUCCGACGGUUCGUCGCCUCUCCACCCCCCUCUUCCUCCUAGUCGUCCAGUCAGGAAACGUCGUCCUGCACCAAAACCUCCAACUUUAAAUAAAAAAGUGCCAUCUACAGUGAUCUAUCACUCACGCAACAGUUCAGAUUCCAGUGGAUAUCAUGAGGCAUCGGUUCUCAGUGAAAGCCCACAAAACAAUAGUGUUGCUGAGUCUCUGUCAAGACACAAGAUGGAAAGUGUCUCAGAAGCUGACCCGCCUACAACUCUGUCCCAGUCCAUGACUGACAUGACAGCAAUAGAGCCAUCCCUUCGACAGGCUACCUCAUACAACUCUAUUACUUCCCUAAGUUCAGUCCCAGGUCGCAAAAAAAAACCUGCUGCUCCACCUCCUCCAGUCUCCAAUAGCAGAUCAUCAUCGGUGGUCGAAGAUAAGCAAAGGACACCAUCAGUUUCUUCAACUGCUUCUUCAACUACAACUCUUGAUGGAAAUGAAGUGAAAGUGGCAGUUAAGUCAGCAACACUUCCUCCGUCAAGCCGACUGAACAGUGUACCCACGGAGUACUCUUCCCCUCCCAGUCCCGCCCCUGUUGCUACUGUAGAUGUUGAGCCACUCCCCCCCACCACUCCCCAAGUGGCCCCUGCUCCACGACCAAGGUCCAGGCUUGUAGAUGAUAGGUGGCACACCCAGUUGAGUCUUACAGAAACUGUUCCACCUCAACCGAAACCGAGGAAACUUCUACUAUCAUCUUCUCAGUCUUUAGAAGACGAUAAAGAUCUUACAGAAGAUGAGUCCAAUCUCAAAGAAACCAAAAGUCCAAAACAAUUGAAGUUUAUGAAUAGAAAAUUCCAUGAUUCCGUCUUUAAAUCUCACAAGGCAUGCAUAGAUGAGUUAGCAUUUAAAUUUGAGAGAAGAGACUCAGUGCCAGGUGGUGAUGGAACCAAUAUAGGAGGGAACCAGAGUAAAAAUAAUUCUGAAGAGGAAGAGAAACAUAUUUCUGAGACUCCUGACGUUGCUGAGAGUGUAUCCGAGCCAGUUGCUGUGGAGUGUCAGCCACCAGAAGAUCUGGCACAGAUUGUCCCCACUCAGGCUGCAUUGGUGAUGGAAUCUAACACAGAACCUGAAGCAGAUAAUUUGGACAUCAGAAUGGCAGAUGAAGAAAUUGAUAGGAUAUUUAUGAAUGCUACCCAAAGUCAUACUAGUCCUCAUUUGGAAGAAGAGCAGAUAAUGUCACUACCUUCUUUGCCAUCUCCUCCAUCUUCAUUAAUACAAAGUGAAUUAAAACAGUCUUCUAAUGAUGAUCAUCUGGAUUGGGAGUACAGGCUUCCUGCCCCUCCAACCUUUAGAGAUGAAUCUAAGUCUCCAACAGUAACAGAAUUUGGUACAAUUACAAUUGGGAACUUAAGUGAUGUGCUUAUUUCUGAUACUGGUAGACAAAAUAACUUAAAACAGUCAGAAGAACCGGAAGGAAUAGUUGAAAAUAACAGAGAUAUCACAACUAUUAAUGAUAAACAAUCAGCUAACAUAAGUAGAUCUAAUUCAGUUCAAAUUAAUGGAUCAACAGAUUUAGACAAUGACCAUCCUAUUACAGAAAGUGUUGAACAGAAUGUUAUAAAUGAACUAUCUAAUUUUAUCCAAAGACCUAACAAAAUUGACGUUGCUGAUGUUGAAUCAAAGUGCUUAAGUCAGGAAUUGCCUUCAAACAGCACUUUAGAUAAUUUUACGAUAACAACAUAUAAAGAUACAAAACCUGUUGAAGUUUUUGAAGACGAUUCAGUAAAAAGUUCAGUUGGAGAGAAGAGAGAUAAAUCCAAGGAUGAUGCAGUUUUUCGAGCACCCAAACCAAGAGUAAAAGAGCCAAAUCUGUCUAGAACAAGUUCAUUUAGCAUGGAAAAUAAACUGAAUGGGCCAUUAAUAAAAAGAUCUGUGUCAUACGUUUCACUGCUGGCAGCUAAUAUGCCCCGACACUCCCAGCCAUACCAGGCUCUCCUGGGACAGCAGUUCGGCACCUCUACCACCAGUGAUUUGUGGCCAAGGUUAAGGAAAACAUCAAGUGAAAUUAAUAUUGAUAAAAAAGAUGACACACCAGGAGCAAGUUCUUUCCCUCAGGAUAACACAUCAGAGCUUCAGUCUGUUCAGGUUCUGCGUAACAUUCUGAGCCAGUCACAAGCAAACUUAACCUCCAGCCUUGAGCCAGAGUCAGAUCUUCAACACAGAGAUCCUCCAGAUUCUAUCCAGAGAUUGGAGGAUACUAUUGACAACAGUGCUGGUGGCUCAAAGUUGGGAAGAAGUCAGUCAGAGGAAAAACCUGUUACUUGGAACAAAGUAUCUAAAAUUCAGCAUUCAGCAUCACUAGAUCAAGAAUAUCCAAAAUCACUCACACAAAGAGGUCCACCAAAUAUCAAUCUCUCUACCUGGCACGAAAGACCAAAGAGACAGGUUUCCAUAAAGAAUGAUAGUGAUUAUACUUCUGGAUUUGGAAAAAAACUUGUUAUUCAAGAUGAAAUGGCAGAAGAAAAACAAAAUAAUAUUAAAAUUACUACACCAACAAACUUGGAAAAUUCUUCAAGGAAGUCAGAACAAGUGGAAACUAGAACCUUGCGUGAGCAAUUUAAAUUAGAAGGAAGGUCCAAGAGUAUUAGUGAUCUAUCAAGAAUACCAGUUGUUACAGCUGUAGAACUAAAAAAACAUUUCACAACACACAAUUUUGACAAAGCCUUGUUAAAGCCGGUCCAUUUAGUAGAAGAUGCAAAUAGUACUAAUCUUACUAAGUCUGAAACCUCUGCUCAUAUUGACCAAGACAGUAAUAGUGAUAACAAUGCUUUCAUUGGGGUAAAUUCCUUGGCAAGAAAGUUUGGAGUGCCUCAUAAAAGGCCAAUGUCAUUGUAUAGUACAAGUUACAAUAAAAAUAAACUUGAGUUACAACCUGAGCCUCAAGAAACCACAAAACCGUUGUCAAGCACAUUCGGUAACAAAGGAAAUUUCUCCACCGCAGAAGUGAAGAAAACCAGUGAAAGAUCAGAAGGACCAGAUGGUAGACAUCACGGUAAACUAAAUUUAACAACUUCAGAAAUAAAAGCCCAGGCGAGAAUAAGUUCAGGAGGAAUUUUUGUUGAUGAGUCCAGUCCUUCCUCACCAUUGCCACAAACUCCUCAGGUAGAUCGAAUAGCUGAAGAGUUUCUUAAUACCUCCAAUUCAACAAAUAAUAGAGAAAAUAUUUCUCGAUUAGUAACAAGAUCAUCUAAUGAUCCUGUUGAAAGCCAAACUAAAGAUGUGCGCAAGAGCAUAACACCAGUCACCACUCCUAAUGCUAUAUCACCUUCCAGUCCCACUCAAAAAGUUGCUUCAACUGUAGUAUUUAGACAAAGUCAAACUCUAGAUAGAAAAACAAGACCAAUAAGUUUACAGCCAGUUGUUAAAGGAUUCAGAUUAACAACAGAAGUGUCCAAAGACAAAUUGUCACCCUUAUCUCCAAAGACCAAAGAUUUCAGAACUUUUCCAAUCACAGUAAACAGUGUGACAAAUCCAGUUGAGUCCAUUCACAAGAUAACGUAUCAAAGGGCAUUAAGUACUCCAGUUAUUUCAUCACAUCCUUCAGCAAACAUCAACAAAGAGCCAGCCAAAGAAAAGAUUCAGAAUAAAGUAAGCUCGGUCCCUUCAACACCUACCAAUGUAUCAAAGGAGACAGUUCCCACUCCUCCUCCCCCUCCACCAUUCAUCCCCAUUUUAAAACCUGUAGGUAGUAGAAAUGUGAAACUUUUACCUCCUCCUGCAGCUAAACCAAGAGAUCAGCUGAUGUUGUCUAUUCGAUCUUUUAAUAUCGAUAAACUGAAGCCAGUGUUAACGCAAACCAAAUCUAGUGAUAACAAUAAAGACUUAAUCUAGAAAAUAAGUUUUAAGAAUUAUAAUGACUUUUAGUUAGCUAAUCACUUUAUUUACCUGAUUUAUGUUUAGUAGCAUCACUGUUUUUUUAUCAAAAUAAAGCUCAAUUAGAAAGGAACUAAUCCUAGUACGAGUUGCUAAACAAACAAUUACAUUUAUGUCUAUUCAGGUUAAUAAUGUUUUGGUGAUAGUCAUCUGGUAAAUUAAGAUUUUAGAAUUUGAGUCACAAUAUUCACUUUGUUCUUUACAAAACUACAACUGUUGUAAAAGAGAGUAAUGUAUACAAAAUAAAAAUCCAUUCCUGGCUGAAUAAAUUAUUUUCUUACCAUUUGAGGAUUUUUUGUUGAAGUAAUAAAUUAAGAAUAUUCAAGACAAAGUAUUUAUUUACAUCAUCUGGAAGUAACAAUUCUUGUUUCUGUUCAAUAAGCCUGUAUAUAGGUUAUAAAACACACACCAUGUAUAUUAAACAAUUAUGUGGAGCAUAGUAAUCUGGAAAUUAAAGUGUAACAUAGAUAAUAUUCUUUAUUUGAUAUUACUUAAGAAAAAUAAAAUGGCAUCAUUAAAAUUGAAUGAUUUAUUACUUUACAUUAUUUUGAGUUGAUUGAUUUUAGUAGGUUGAAGAACUUGUUUAUUGAGUACACUGGUCAUUCCACUAGCAUUCCCAAAAGCUGCCUUUUGAGUCUAUUCCCUGUAGUUACGGGUGUGACAACAAACGAACUGACUCUGCUACUACUCUAGUCAGGAAAAAUGUAUAGGCAACACACUGAAACUACUGCACUUAUGUGUCAAGGAAAGAGACAUCGGAUUUAUAGCUAGUGGAUUUACUGUAAGGUAAAAAAAAUAACUUGCUCAAUCUAUUCCGGUAUUCAACUUAUUGGAGUUCAUAGUAAAUAUCUCAUUCAAUCACUUGAUAGAAAUUGUAUAGUUUUAUAUGUGGUCCUCCACCCAUACUGUAUUUAAUAGUCUUAUUUUAAAUCAAAUCACUAUUUAAAAAUGUUGAAUGUUUGGACUGGUACCAGUCAUAAUUUUGAUAGAAACUACUACUGAAAAAAAGGAGAAACAGAAGGAUUUUUAACAAUAAAUUUGUUAAGGAAGACAGUUAAGUAAAAAAUCUAUUGUAAUUAUUUAUAGACUUGUCACUGGAAUCAAAUGAGGAGAAAUUGCCAAUCACCAGACUAGUUUUUUCCAAUAAAAUAUCAUAAUUGAAUAUUUUAAUGACUAAGGAAGUAUUAAUAAUUUAUCUAUUAAGAUUUGAUUUAAUUUAUGUAACAUGUUUCAUAUUGAAUAAAUUUUUAAUACAUUUAAAAUUCAACUUAACAGCGUUUGUUAUAAGCUACUCUAACCUUACCAUAACAUGUAAUAUUAACUACUUUUCAAACAGAUUUUAAUAAUGUGAUUUUUCUAUUGAAAUAAAAUAUGUAGCAAUAAUUUUCAAAAUGACAUUACAAAUAAGUGUACAGUAUUUCACAUUCUUCUCAUAAAAAUAAGGUGUAUUAAUUAUUAGACUGCACUUCGUUACUGUUAAGUUCAUGUAAUAAAGUAUGUUAUUCACUUUAAGUUAUUUGUACAAUUGAAAUGAAAUAUUGAAAGGACUAAUAUCAGUAGCUAUUUUUGCUAUUAAAAAAUAUUACAUUAUCAGAUAUUUAACUAAAUAGAUUUUUAAUACUCAUAUUCGAUUUGCAGGCAUGCUAUUCAAUUUAUUUUAAAUUUCAUUGUUCUUACACCUUUGACAGGAAUUAAUUAGUCCACAUUUGAAUGAAAUAUGCCAUCUAAUCUUGACUUGCAUAGAUUUUUUUACACUUUUCAUGCAUCAUAGUCAUCGAAUUGGACAUCUAAUUACUACAUUGUAUAAUGGUUACUGUUACUUUAUUACUUUAUACAGUUAAAUGAGAUGGGCAAAACUAUCACUAGUACUUUCUUCCCCUUGCUAAACUGUGAAUUAAAAUUUUGGAUUGCUAUGGAACAAGGAAAGAUCAUCUUGCUCUGUGUGUGCUUUAUAUCUCCUACCUUUUCAACCAGUGUCAAAAGAUAGAAGGCAUUUGCUUUUAGUCAGAGGUAUAUUUUGUGCAGUUUAAUUCAAGUAUAUAACUAGAGCACAUAUCCACCUAUACUGACUGACUGCUUCUCCCUCCCCCCCCCCUUAUUCUAUUUGAUAAGACAUUGGUUACAUCUGAGGCAAGCAGAAUAUUAAAAACCAGGGGGAAAAUAACAGUGAAAUAAAAAAUAAUGAGCCAACAUCUUCCAGGUUAGAGGGGAUGCCUUCCAGAAGUUUUAAUGAAUAAAUGUGGAGAUUUAGAUUUAGUUGUUAAAGAUUGCUUUAGAAAAGAAUUCAAUAACAUCUACAGUGAAUGCAUACAAGUUGUUUAGUACCUAAAUGAUUUUUGCAUGUUAAAAUGCAAUUAAUACAGAUAAUAAAAGAAUAUAAUAAAUUAUAACUUCUAUGAAUAGAGAUUUACAUGAAAUAUUUUUUCAUUACAUGUUUAAACAUUUUUUUGCCAGGAAUGGAAAGAAAUUCAUACACAUUCCAAAAUAAAUAAAAUAUGUACUAUGCAAACUUUAAAUGUAUAGCAAUCAUACUUAUCAAACUUUUUCUAGCAGAACAUACAAUAUAAGUUAUACAGAUUUGUUAUGUUGUUUUUCAAAUAAUGUCUUAAAAUAAAAAAAAUGGACUUUCAUAUGUUUUUAUUGAUAUGGUAUCUUUGUGAGUCAUGGUUUUAGGUUUAAUGAAAAUAGGUUCUGUGAGUGACCUAAUUAAACUACUAUUUUAUACAAAGUAAUAGUUUCUAAACAUAUCUGAAAUAACGUUCUUUAAUUUACAUAACAAAUUGUAAUACAAGGUUAGUGUAUCUCUUAGUGAUAAUUUAUUUAAAGAGCUAACACCAAAAUUUAAGUAGGGAGAUACACAUAUCUACAAAACUUCUGAUCCAAGAGCAUCUAUAGAGGGUCUUCUCUCCCUCUAUUUUAGAGAGCAGUGUUGUUUUGUUAUUUUCCAUUUGUUAUGUAUCUUUCUUGUUAUUUGUCUACAUGGAUUCGGCUCAUUAAUUUAUCUUUAUUUUCAUUUACUAUAAAAAUAAUUAUCACAAUAAUAAAUCAUUCUUUAGCUGAUCAUUGACAUUGCUUCCCAAAUUCAGGACAGAUUGUGCAUGAAAUAAUUAAAACGAAAGAAAUUCCCAUUGACCUUUAGUAGUUUCUGGCAUGCACAUGACCUAAGCUUAUCAAACAAUUAUAACUUUUCAUCAGUGGCAUAUUUCUAGAAAACUACAUUUAGUUUGUAUAGAAACAAUUAGAGGUCCAUAUCACACUCUCAACUGAACCCCUGUAAACAAGUGACAGGAAAAAAUCCUUAACUGUUAAAAAAUAUUUGUUUUAAGAAAACUAACUUCUGAACAUUGUCAGAUAUCAGCAUUACAUUACAUUAUUUUAAGUGUUACAAUAAGUGUACUGCUUUAUAAUAGUCAAGCAAGAAGUGUGCAUUAAUUUCUUUUAGUUCAGUUGUUAUUUUGAUUAUAUCUUAUAGUCAAGACAUAUGCCCUUGAUAUUCUGUAGAAAUUAGAGAUGGUUAAAGCAGAAAAUUAUAGCACGUUGUACACUUUUAAUAUUAAUGAUGUACAUAUUUAUAGUAAUGAAUAUAAAGAUUUGUGUUUGUUAUUGAUUAACGUUUUCUUUACAUACAUACAAUGUUAAAACAGAGUUGAAUUUAUUUUUUUCUGUUCUGGAUGUUACAUAGUACUGUUAUUAAAUUUCAUACAAGUUAAUAAAUAUGAUGAUAUAUUAUGCAUAUUAAACAAUACGUUCUUAAGAUACCAGUCUUACACUCUUCUGCUUAAGAAAACUAAAAACAUCACAUGAAUCUAUGAAGGUUGAGACUUACAUGCGUUAGUGUUGGCUGGGCUUUAGUGUAAAUGGCAUAACAUACACAUUAAUUAAGAGGACUAAACCUAUACAAAAACAACUCAUCAAACAAAGAUACUUAAACUGGAACUUAAUGUUGACACUAAGUAACGGAAUUCCUGUUGUGGACAGGCAAUCAUGAUUAGUGCAGUCUGUUACCUUAGAGUUGGCUCAUGUAAUACAAUCUCUGACUCCUGGCAGUCAUGAAUUCAAAUUUGUUGUAUACUACCUAUCUUAAAAGCAUGUAAUGGAAUUUUUAAUACAACCUUUAGAACUUAUCAAAUCAUUAUUAAAAUGAAAAAUUACUUCAAAGUAGUAAAUUAUUAUUGGUUUUUUAGCUCUAUGUUUAACUAUCUUGACAUUGAUGUUAAAAUAAAAUAUAACAAAAAAUUAUAAAUAUUUUAACAUAUCUAAUAGAAAGCACUAAUAAAUUGUAACUAUACUUGCAAUACUAUGAAUAAGUUUUAUCACAUAAUAUUAAUAAUUAAAAUGUGGUUGUACGAUCCUGAUUGACAGUAAAAGAUUAUAAAAUUCGAUUUAUCAUAAUUCAAUGAAAGUAGUUGAUUUGUAACCAGUUGUAUAGUGGGGACUUAUGAUUGAAUGUGAAUGGACAUUUGUUUAAUAUUUUGAAAGGUGUUGUGCCUUAUAAGAGUGCCUGCACCCAGUAUUACUGGAAAAGGAUUGUCAAUAAUUUAAAAGCAAUUCUUUUACUAUUGUCAUUUUUCUGUUGGUAUUUUUUUAUCCUUUGUCUCUCUAAGGUCUUCGUUAGAAAUUGUAUAAAAUUGUUAUAUAUUUAUUUGUUGACUGCUGCAGCAUAUGGAUUGACUAAUUUAUUAUACAUAAAAUGAAUUAGCAUAAUAUAUUAUAUAUAUGUAUAUGUUCUGUUAUAUAUUAAAAAAAUAUAGUAUAUAUUCUUACGUA
Homalodisca vitripennis (glassy-winged sharpshooter) is the source of this 9739-nucleotide messenger RNA. RefSeq lists its product as uncharacterized. NCBI's taxonomy places the organism in Eukaryota, Metazoa, Arthropoda, Insecta, Hemiptera, Cicadellidae. Gene Ontology annotation, molecular function: actin monomer binding. The record is from RefSeq and is a predicted model, not a curated record.